This is a messenger RNA of Dermatophagoides pteronyssinus (European house dust mite), 1430 nucleotides long. It is a transcript of the gene Poc1, whose product is annotated as Proteome of centrioles 1. NCBI's taxonomy places the organism in Eukaryota, Metazoa, Arthropoda, Arachnida, Sarcoptiformes, Pyroglyphidae. Gene Ontology annotation, molecular function: protein binding. The record is from RefSeq and is a predicted model, not a curated record.
AUAUUCAAAACAACGAUGUUUGAAUUGGUUAUGAGUCAUUUCAUGAAUUUUUGAUCGUUAAAAACAUCGCUACAAACAUUGUUAAAAAACAGUAAUGAUGGCCACCACCACCACCACCGCGAUAGAUAUUGCCGAUCCAACAUUCUUGAAAUGUUUUCAGAAUCAUCAUUUUUCAAUCAAUUGGAUUACAUUUUCACCAAAUUCACAAUAUUUAUGUUCAGCAUCGGAUGAUAAUAAUGCUAUGCUUUGGUGUUUAGAUGAUGAACAACGUACAUCAAAUACUUGUUAUAAAUUUGUUGGUCAUAAAGAUUCGGUUACUUCAGUUGCAAUGACUGAUAAUUUUAUAAUAUCGGCAUCGAAAGAUUGUACGGCAAGACUUUGGCGUAUCAAUCAAGAUGAUAUUAGUAAUUGUUCAUCUGAUUCAAUACAAUAUCGAUGUCAUAAAUCACCAAUCAACAGUGUACAUAUUAAUGUUGAUGGUAGUCAAUUCUGUUCGGCCAGUGAUGAUCAAACAAUAAAAUUAUGGUCAACAACUUGUGCAAAUAAAUUACUUUGUACCCUAAGUGGUGGACAUUCGAAUUGGAUACGUCAUGCUCGUUAUUCAAAAUUAAAUUCAAAUCUUUUAUCAUCAUGUGGUGAUGAUGGUAAUAUUUGUAUAUGGGAUAUUCGUUCAAAAGAAGCUGCAAUUCGAUUAACAUCAAAACGACGUUCAACACAUUUUUUAGGUGUUCAAUGGCAUCCAACAUGUGAAUACAUAAUAUCAUCAUCAAGUUCAGAUUGUUUAUUAAGAAUUUGGGAUUUACGAUAUGAAAAAACUAUACAAUUCUAUCAACUACAUAAUGGUAUUGUAUCAUCAAGUGAUUUUCAUCCAAAUGGAAAUUAUUUAAUUAGUUCAUCAAUGGAUCAAACAUGUAAAAUAAUCGAUGUACUUGAAGGUAGAAAUCUUUUUACUCUAAAAGCUCAUACUGGACCAGUAAAUUGUGCACAAUUCUCUCCUGAUGGUCAAUAUUUUGCUACUGCCGGUCAAGAUCAUGUUAUACUGUUAUGGCAAAGUAAUCUAAAUACUCAACAUUGCAACAAUAAUAAUAAUGAUGAUGUUAUUAUUGAUGAUAAUGAUGAUGAUGAUGAUGAUAUACAAAGCAUUUGUUUCGAUCCAAAUCAACAAAUGAACAAAUCAUUUAAUGUAACCAAAAAUGAUAAAAAAUCCGAUGAUAUUGGUGAUGAUCAUCAUCCAUUAAAAUUGUCCAAUUCAAUUAGCAUAUUAAAAUGUAUAUUACAACAAUUGGAAACAAUGACCGAUUCAAUAUUACAUAUUGAUCAAAGAUUAACAUUACUUGAAGAAAAAUUUCAAUCGCUUUCCACUACUACUUGAUCUCUUAUAUUAUCAUUUAUUUUUUCUUUUUUUUGGUUUUGCCUAAUAAGCAAUUAGC